Molecule: messenger RNA, 2130 nt
Organism: Sordaria macrospora k-hell
Lineage: Eukaryota; Fungi; Ascomycota; Sordariomycetes; Sordariales; Sordariaceae
Cellular component (GO): nucleus
Molecular function (GO): nucleic acid binding; exonuclease activity
Source: RefSeq, a predicted model, not a curated record
AUGGAAACGGUUUUACAAAACUUGGGGUCGAUCCCCUGCCUGCAUGGCGACAGGUGCACUGAUUCCAAGUGUCUCUUUCAGCACAGCUGGAACAAGAAGCCGGAGGCUCCGGCAUCGGCCAAACACGAUGGUCCAGACGAAGAUGACAAUCCGCGAAAGCGUCGCAAGUUGUCAUCAGAGCCUACUCAGAGCACAGCAUCAACAACGGCAGAACCAUCGAAGCCCGUAUCGGAACCUGUGACGGCGAAGAAACCCGUGUCGCCCCCACCAUUGGGCCGAAAGCCAACUGUUUUAUCUGUCCAGUCAACUCCAUCAGCAGCUCCCGCAACCCCAGCAAGCAAGCCGGCAGCUACUUCAUCACAAACCAGUCCAGACCCCGAGAAGAGUUCCGAGAAGAAGGUUCCUAUCCGCAAGUUACAGCCUGCUCGGAAGGUCGAGACACUCAAUCCUCGCAUGCUCAAGGGUGUUGCGCCUGCUACAUUCGAGUUCCGGUUCAAAGCUCUGACCAUGCUACACGAUCAAUUUGCUCGUCUGAACAAAGAGAUGGAAAAGGCGGCUAGCGAAGAUCAGGAGAGCAAGAAGUUGGUUCUUACUCCGCAAGAGCUAAUUUGGCUUUCUCUGGACUUGGAGGAGAAGAUCGCGAUGGACAAGCCGUCCAUCUAUAACAAUGUCAUUAAGAACCGCAUCAUGGGCUACAAGAAGAUGACGCCCAAGCAAUGGUUGGAAGAGCGCCUUGCCGAGAUCAAGAAGGAGGAGGAACGCAAAGCCGCUGCGACCCAAGCAAACUCGAAGAAACAGGCCCUCCUCGGUCCUCCCAAGGAAAUCAAGACAGGUCUGACGCCAAAAGAGGAGAUCGCCUUCCUACCACAUAUACUCACGUCCAUCACCGAACUCGCCCAGCACGGCUACGUCCCUGAACCACCAUCGGAAGAGGAAAUUAAGAAGGCACGCGAGGGCAUCGAGGCAGCCAUGGGCUGGGAAGUCUGCGACCGCUGCACCAAGCGUUUCCAAGUCUUCCCCGGCCGUCGCGAAGAAGACGGCGCUCUCACCACCGGCGGUCCCUGCACCUACCACUGGGGCCGUCUCCUCUACCCCGAGCGCGAUCCAACCAGUACCGUCCAGCAAGAAAGGACCUACAAGUGCUGCAAGCAGCUAGCCGGCGACUCAACCGGGUGUACGAGCUGCAGCACCCACGUCUUCACCAUCAAGUCUCCGGCCCGGUUAGCCACUAUCGUGCCCUUCAUGGAAACCCCCGAGAACCCAUCCGUACCCAAGGACCGCGCCGUUUGCUUCGACUGCGAGAUGUGCUACACGGUCAACGGUCUCGAACUGGUCCGCUUGACGGCAGUCGACUGGCCGGACGGCAAAGAACUCCUUGACAUCCUCGUCCGGCCCAUGGGUGAGAUCCUCGAUCUCAACUCUCGCUUCUCAGGCGUCUGGCCGGAAGAUCUCAUCAACGCCGAGCCAUGGAAGCCCGUCGCUCCUCUUGACCCCGUCACCGACACCGAGUCAUCCGCCAAAACCCCAACUACCACUACCACGAACCCGCCAGAACCAGGCCAGCGCAAAAAGAUGCAAAUCGUCCCCUCCCUCUCCGUCGCUCGCGACCUUUUGUUCUCUCUCAUAUCCCCCACCACGCCGCUCAUAGGCCACGGUCUAGAAAACGAUCUCAACGCCAUGCGCAUCUGCCACCCCACGCUCAUCGACACCGUUCUCCUUUUCCCACAUCAAAAGAAGCCUUUGCCGUACCGGUACGGACUAAAGAUGUUGAUGGAAUGGCACCUCAAUAAAGCCAUCCAGAUCGAGCCUGAUGUUGAUGAUGUCCAGGGUGGAAAGUUACUGGGGCACGAUUCCGCCGAGGACGCGAGGGCGGCGGGAGAGUUGGUGAGAUAUAAGAUCCAGAAUGAGUGGGCCAAGAGGAAGAGGGAGGGGUGGACUUUGAAGAAGGGGGUGUUUGUGCCGCCAAAGGACAAGAAGGGGGCGGCAGCUGGUGGGAGUAAUGGGAAGAAGUUGACGGUUGAAGGGAUUGAAGGAUCAGCGGCAGCAGCGGGGUCGACUGGUGCGAUGCUGGCGGAGGUUAGGAGGCAGACGAGGGAUGGGACGGAGGAUGGUGAGGUGGUUGAGGUUUAG